Molecule: messenger RNA, 393 nt
Organism: Parnassius apollo (apollo)
Lineage: Eukaryota; Metazoa; Arthropoda; Insecta; Lepidoptera; Papilionidae
Source: the annotation of a GenBank genome assembly
AUGCCGAAAAUUAAUUGGGAAACAUAUAGGAAAUUAAUUCCCGAUAAGAAAAUUGUGGAUGAUUUAAAAUCUGAUUUGGAGAAAUACAAAGUUCCUUACCCAGAAGACACACUAACGCCUAAAAUAGAAGAACAGUGGAAAGCUUUGCAGCCGGAAAUUGAAAAGUUUUGCGCAGAGCAAGAUAAAGAGAUAGAAAAGGCUACAAAGGAACUUAACAGAGUAAAAGCUUUGCCGAAAUUUGAAGACAUGACUAUGGAGAUGUUUUAUGAUUUCUACCCCGAUGAAGCGUUGGACCCUGUUAACAGACCUACUUUCUGGCCACACAAUCCCGAGGAACAGCCGGGAUACCAAACACCUGAACAAAAAACGAUGAAAAAGGGCGGCGGUCAUUAA